AUGGCUAGAGAACAACUAGGAGUUCUCAAGGCACUGGACGCUGCGAAGACCCAAUGGUACCAUUUUACGGCAAUUCUGGUUGCUGGAAUGGGUUUCUUUACUGAUGCAUAUGAUCUUUUUUGCAUUUCCCUGGUAACCAAGUUACUUGGCCGCAUAUACUACACAGUUCCAGGUUCAUUAAAGCCUGGAACAUUGCCUCCCAACGUAGCAAAUGCUGUGAAUGGUGUUGCAUUUUGUGGCACCUUAGCUGGACAGCUCUUCUUUGGUUGGCUUGGUGACAAGUUAGGCCGCAAAAGGGUGUAUGGAAUAACCCUUAUUCUCAUGGUUGUGUGUGCCUUAGCCUCAGGGCUGUCCUUUGGUCACUCAGCAAAGGGUGUCAUGGCCACAUUGUGUUUCUUCCGAUUCUGGCUUGGCUUUGGUAUUGGCGGCGAUUAUCCCCUUUCAGCUACAAUCAUGUCUGAAUACGCAAACAAAAAGACUCGUGGGGCAUUCAUUGCUGCAGUUUUUGCUAUGCAAGGAUUUGGAAAUUUGACUGGUGGGAUUGUUGCUUUGAUAGUUUCAAGUGCCUUUGAUCAUGCAUACAGGGGUCCUGCGUAUAAUAUUAAUCCUGCAGCCUCAUUGCCACCGCAAGCUGAUUACGUCUGGCGGAUAAUUUUAAUGUUUGGAGCUAUCCCUGCUGCUCUCACUUACUAUUGGCGUAUGAAAAUGCCAGAGACUGCUCGUUAUACUGCCUUGGUUGCCAAGGAUGCAAAACUGGCCGCACAAGACAUGUCAAAGGUAUUACAAGUGGAUCUGCAAGCCGAAUUUGAACAAGUCAGGACAGAUAUAGAGGGUCCUGCUCAAGAGAAAAGCAAGAAUUCCUUUGGCUUGUUCUCCAAGCAAUUCAUGAAACGCCACGGGCGUCACUUGGUUGGAACCACUGUUUGUUGGUUCUUGUUGGACAUUGCCUUCUAUAGCCAAAAUCUUUUCCAGAAGGAUAUAUUUAGCGCAAUUGGUUGGAUUCCAGCGGCACCAACAAUGAGUGCUCUCAAAGAGGCUUUUACAGUUGCAAGAGCUCAAACACUAAUAGUUUUGUGUGGUCUUAUUCCUGGGUAUUGGUUUACAGUGGCUUUCAUUGAUUAUUUGGGACGGCGCACAAUCCAAAUUGUGGGGUUCUUUUUCAUGACUGUCUUUAUGUUUGCUCUUGCUAUCCCUUACCAUCACUGGACUCUAAGUGAAAACCGAAUAGGGUUUGUUGUCAUGUACUCCCUUACCUUCUUCUUUGCAAAUUUUGGACCCAAUGCAACCACAUUUAUUAUACCAGCAGAAAUAUUUCCUGCAAGGCUUAGGUUCACAUGUCAUGGAAUAUCAGCAGCAGCUGGAAAGGCUGGUGCAAUUGUUGGGGCCUUUGGAUUUUUGUAUGCUGCACAAAGCACCAACCCGGCCAAAACUGAUGCAGGUUACCCAACAGGUAUUGGAAUGAGGAAUUCACUUAUCGCGCUUGGGUGCAUCAACUUCUUUGGAAUGUUGUUUACCUUCUUGGUGCCAGAAUCCAAGGGAAAAUCGUUGGAGGAAUUGACAGGAGAGAUUGAUGAGGAGGAAAAUGGACAGACAGUGGAGCUACAUGUCUCCACUAGUACUAGUAGGACCUUUCCAGUUUGA
This is a messenger RNA of Quercus robur (English oak), 1641 nucleotides long. Its product is annotated as probable inorganic phosphate transporter 1-3. Gene Ontology annotation, molecular function: phosphate transmembrane transporter activity. The record is from RefSeq and is a predicted model, not a curated record. Gene Ontology annotation, biological process: phosphate ion transport; transmembrane transport. NCBI's taxonomy places the organism in Eukaryota, Viridiplantae, Streptophyta, Magnoliopsida, Fagales, Fagaceae. Gene Ontology annotation, cellular component: membrane. Bases 1 to 1641 code for a protein of 546 amino acids. The transcript has a single exon.